CCGCCGCAGGGAAUUCCCCCUCAUAAGGCCAUGUCCCAUCUCAAACAACCAUCACUGACAGACACUAAAAUCACAGCACGGUGACCGGAAUUUCCUCGUCACCCAAAACCGUCCAGAUUCAUCCCCCUUCUUCUUCUCGUCAAACCCACGCUUCUCCUCAUAUAAAUCUCCAUCUUCUUUUUCCCCAACCCCAAUUCAUAACCAUAUUAUACUUUGUCCAUAUCCGUAUUUGCUCAAAAAAUUAUCAAUUUUCUCGUGGCUGUGUUGCAUUUUCGUGGAAGUUUCGCCACUCUUCGCCGCCGUCACUAUCACCGUCGUCGCCGCCCAUUGUCGAAUCUGUUGAUUCUAAUUUCAUUUCUACCACUUCAUUAUUUUUAAUUUUUUUCGGUUGUUGAUUAUGGAUUUGACUCACUCUCCGGCGAGCAACGGUCUCUCGCUAGGGUUUCUAUCACACGUCAACGCGGCGGCGCCGCCGCUGUCUCUGAAAAACAACCGGUGCUUGAAGACCUCGAACGAAACCAUGUCCUUUCAGAUCGAGUCGCCGAUUCGGGACCCCUCGCACCCGCCGCCCUCAAUUCCACUCCAAUUGAUGGACAAUCAGAAGGAGAAUCGCAAUCGUGCGCCGGACGACGAGGAGAAAGUGGAGGAGUUUCGCAUAUUGGGCCACUCCAUGACUCUGACGAAGCGGAAACGAGACUCCGAUUCGGAAUCAUCAUCGACGACGUCGUCUUCAAAGGGAGCUAGGGUUUCGAGCAACGAGAUGGAAUCGCGCAGGAACACCGUCAAAGCGUGGGGGAAUCAGAGUCUGCAGAACGCCGACCCUGAUAUCUUCGAGAUAAUGGAGAAGGAGAAGAAGAGGCAGUUCAAAGGAAUUGAAUUGAUCGCAUCGGAGAAUUUCGUCUGCAAAGCUGUACUGGAGGCUUUGGGAAGCCACCUAACGAAUAAAUACUCCGAAGGAAAACCGGGUGCACGCUACUACGGUGGGAAUCAUUACAUAGAUGAGAUCGAAACACUCUGUUGUCAGCGUGCUUUGGCCGCUUUCGGGCUCGAUUCAGAAAGUUGGGGUGUCAAUGUGCAGCCGUACUCGUGUACGUCUGCUAAUUUUGCAGUGUACACUGGUCUUUUGUUACCUGGUGAUCGGAUAAUGGGAUUGGACACUCCUUCUGGAGGGAAUACCAGCCAUGGAUGCUAUUUGCCGAAUGGGAGGAAAGUAUCUGGAGCGUCGAUUUUUUUCGAGAGUUUGCCUUAUAAGGUGAACCCACAGACAGGGUAUGUAGAUUAUGAUAAGCUUGAGGAGAGGGCACUGGAUUUUCGCCCCAAGAUACUGAUUUGUGGUGGGAGUUCGUACCCUCGGGACUGGGAUUACGCAAGGUUUAGGCAGAUAGCUGAUAAGUGCGGUGCGUUUUUGUUGUGUGAUAUGGCUCAGAUUAGCGGUCUUAUAGCUGCUAAGGAAUGCGCAAGCCCUUUUGAAUACUGCGAUAUUGUUACCUCCACGACCCAUAAAAGUCUUCGAGGUCCAAGGGGAGGAAUAAUCUUCUUUAGGAAGGGCCCAAAGCCGAGAAAGCGAGGCAUGCUUUUGAAUCAAGGUGAUGGCAGCGAUAAAUACGAUUUCGAGGAAAAGAUAAACUUUGCAGUCUUCCCAGCUCUUCAAGGUGGACCGCACAACAAUCAUAUUGCCGCCCUUGCUAUAGCAUUGAAACAAGUGGCUACCCCGGAGUACAAGAUGUACAUGCAACAAGUGAAGAAAAACGCUCAGGCUUUGGCAUCGGCUCUAUUGAGAAGGAACUGUAGACUUAUUACUGGAGGCACUGAUAACCAUAUGCUGCUUUGGGAUCUAAGAAAUUUUGGAUUGACAGGUAAAAAUCUUGAGAAGGUCUGUGAGUUAUGCUCAAUCACUGUCAAUAAAGUUACAAUCUUUGAUGACAAUGGUAACAUCACCCCAGGAGGCGUACGGAUUGGUACACCCGCAAUGACAUCGAGAGGGUGUCUCGAGUCUGAUUUCGAGGUUAUGGCUGAAUAUGUCCUUCGAGCUGCACAAAUUGCAACUUCGGUGCAAAGAGAACACGGGAAACUGCCGAAAUCUUUUCUAAAAGGGCUCGAGAAUAACAAAGACAUUAUUGAGCUGCGAACACGAGUAGAAAGCUUUGCACAUCAGUUUGCAAUGCCAGGAUUGGAUGGAUAACUUUUGUCUCUGUACAUGGGGUAACAACAUCAUAUAUUAUUACAGACACUCUCGAUUCUUGUCUGAUCACCUGAUGCAGAUUUAUAUGAUUAUUUGUCGAUAUUUUUUUUUCUUUGUUCUUUUUGCGCUUACGAAACAUUGACCGAAACCUCUGAGCUUCAAUUCAAUCUCACACAACUUGGUGUUCCUGUCUUGGUGCAAAAAGGAAUUGCUACUAUUUUUUGGUGUUUAUAUGUGGAAACUUUGAUAUCCCCACGAAUGAUCUUGCCUUCUGUCCUCCGGCUAUUGUUCGUCGACUGAGGGUGACUUGUGUCGAUCACUUUGUUUAGGUCUCACUUAGUUUACUCCUUGUGCUAUAUGAUAAGCAUACUUUCUUUUUUUCUUUUAUUAUUUUUUAUUUUAUUUUAAUUUUUACAUAGUCAUUGUAUUUGUUGCUGAAUUCUGGGGGUUUUACUUCUGAUGUCAAAAGUUAUAUAGAGGAACACAGCUUUUUUACCA
This is a messenger RNA of Erythranthe guttata (spotted monkey flower), 2680 nucleotides long. RefSeq names its product serine hydroxymethyltransferase 4. Gene Ontology annotation, cellular component: mitochondrion; cytoplasm. Gene Ontology annotation, molecular function: glycine hydroxymethyltransferase activity; pyridoxal phosphate binding. The record is from RefSeq and is a predicted model, not a curated record. NCBI's taxonomy places the organism in Eukaryota, Viridiplantae, Streptophyta, Magnoliopsida, Lamiales, Phrymaceae. Gene Ontology annotation, biological process: tetrahydrofolate interconversion.